GAGAGAAGUUGGAAAAAUGCCGACGGUGUCCCCUCUGGCGAAAUACAAGCUGGUGUUCUUAGGAGAUCAAUCCGCUGGGAAAACCAGCAUCAUCACUCGCUUCAUGUACGAUAAAUUCGACACCACUUACCAGGCCACCAUUGGAAUUGAUUUUUUGUCAAAAACAAUGUAUCUAGAAGAUCGAACAGUUCGUUUGCAGCUUUGGGAUACUGCAGGGCAGGAGAGAUUCAGGAGUCUAAUUCCUAGUUACAUCAGAGAUUCUUCUGUUGCAGUAAUCGUCUAUGAUGUAGCUAAUAGGCAAUCAUUUUUGAAUACUUCUAAAUGGAUGGAGGAGGUACGCACAGAACGAGGCAAUGACGUUAUUAUUGUACUUGUUGGGAACAAAACUGAUCUGGUUGACAACAGGCAGGUUUCCAUAGAGGAAGGAGAAAACAAGGCUCGUGAAUCUGGGAUCAUGUUCAUAGAAACCAGUGCAAAAGCAGGAUUCAAUAUCAAGCCUCUAUUCCGCAAAAUAGCGGCGGCCUUACCAGGGAUGGAAAGUCUUUCUUCAACAAAACAGGAAGACAUGGUGGAUGUGAACUUGAAGUCCACAGCCAAUUCAUCCCCAACAGAGCAACAAGGAAGGGGGUGCCCAUGUUGAAGAGAAAUGUACCAUUUACUAAAACCUUAAGGGAGAACAAAAUGAAG
This is a messenger RNA of Hibiscus syriacus, 687 nucleotides long. Its product is annotated as ras-related protein RABH1e-like. NCBI's taxonomy places the organism in Eukaryota, Viridiplantae, Streptophyta, Magnoliopsida, Malvales, Malvaceae. The coding region runs from base 17 to 640 and encodes 207 amino acids. The transcript has 6 exons. Gene Ontology annotation, molecular function: GTP binding; GTPase activity. The record is from RefSeq and is a predicted model, not a curated record.